GUUCUGUUGUUGGAAGCCACUGGGAAGCGCCAGCGCCUUCCAAUGUCAAUUAAAUAAGCAAAACGCGAAGAAAAAGAAAAGCCGAGCGGAGAGUCUCGUUGCCGCGGACGAACAGAAACCAGGAAAUAAGGCCUACACCAUUACCAACGCCACCGCUCCCGCACCUCUGCGAUCAUCCGCACAUCCACAUCCGAGUCCGGACGAGGCUGCACGGCGGACAGGAAGAGCGUAACCGGAGGAACACCCUUCAAAAGUCCAGUGAGCCAGUGGUAGCUACCCGUUCGAGAUGCCCCAGAUGAGGGCAGCGGCCGCUGAGGCGGUGGCCGCCGGCAGCGCCAAUGGGCAGCCGCUGGUCAAGAUCGGACACUACCUGCUGGGCGCCACCUUGGGCACCGGCACCUUCGGCAAGGUUAAGAUAGGCGAGCACCAGAUCACCCGCGUCAAGGUGGCGGUCAAAAUACUCAAUCGGCAGAAGAUCAAAAGCCUGGACGUCGUGGGCAAGAUCCGGAGGGAGAUCCAGAACCUGAAGCUCUUCCGCCAUCCACACAUCAUCAAGCUGUACCAGGUCAUCUCCACGCCCUCGGACAUAUUUAUGAUAAUGGAGUACGUUAGCGGCGGCGAGCUAUUUGACUACAUCGUGAAGCACGGCAAGCUACAGGAGCAUCAGGCGCGUCGCUUCUUCCAGCAGAUCAUAUCGGGCGUGGACUACUGCCACCGGCACAUGAUCGUGCACCGGGACUUGAAGCCGGAGAACCUGCUGCUGGACCACAACAUGCACGUGAAGAUCGCAGACUUCGGACUAUCGAACAUGAUGCUGGACGGUGAGUUCCUGCGCACCUCGUGCGGCUCACCUAACUACGCGGCCCCAGAGGUGAUCUCCGGCAAGCUUUACGCCGGACCCGAGGUAGAUAUAUGGUCGUGUGGCGUCAUCCUGUAUGCCCUGCUGUGCGGGACUCUGCCCUUCGACGACGAGCACGUUCCCACGCUGUUCCGCAAAAUUAAGUCGGGCAUCUUCCCGAUACCCGAGUACCUCAACAAGCAGGUGGUUAACCUGGUGUGCCAGAUGCUGCAGGUGGACCCGCUAAAGCGGGCCAACAUUGAGGAGAUAAAGAAGCACGAGUGGUUCCAAAAGGACCUUCCGGCCUACCUAUUCCCCUCGUCCAUUGAGCAGGACUCCAAUGUGAUCGACACCUACGCGGUGGCCGAGGUCUGCACUAAGUUCGGCGUCAAGGAGACCGAGGUGCACAACUCGCUGCUCAGCGGCGAUCCGCACGACCAGCUGGCCAUUGCUUACCAUCUGAUUAUCGACAACAAGCGCUUCGCCGACGACGCGGCAAACCAGAUAAAUGAGAUCAACAACUUCUUUGUGGCCGGUUCGCCGCCACCCCCGCCUCCGCCGCCCGUUCCCCAGUCAAUGAUGGACCACCAGGCCCCUCUGGCCACCGUGACCGUGGGUGGAGGUACUGCAGCCAGCUCGGGUUCCGCCACGCCCGUGCCGCCGACCACUGGCGGCACUCCCAGCAGCACCAUUCGGCCACAUCCGGAACGAAUCGCGCCGAUGCGGGACCGCCAGCUGGCCAUGUCCGUGCAGACUUCGGGCGGCGGAGCAUUCCCCGAGAAAACCGCACGCGGCGGUACGCCCAUCAAGCGCGCCAAGUGGCACUUGGGUAUCCGGUCGCAGAGCAAGCCCAAUGACAUCAUGCUGGAGGUGUACCGGGCGAUGAAGGCCCUCAGCUACGAGUGGAAGAUCAUCAAUCCUUACCACGUGCGGGUGCGACGGCAAAACGUUAAGACGGGCAAGUUCUCGAAGAUGUCGCUGCAACUGUACCAGGUCGACGCCAAGAGCUAUCUGCUGGAUUUUAAGUCGCUGACCAACGACGAGGUCGAGCAGGGCGACGACGUCAUCAUGGAGAGCCUCACUCCGCCACCGCUUAGCGUUUCUGGGGUGAUGCCGCUGCAGCCGACCGGCCACCACACCAUGGAGUUCUUCGAGAUGUGCGCCGCCCUGAUUAUCCAGCUGGCGCGCUAAGGAGGAUUGGGUGACCGCCGUCGGCCGCAGCGGAUUCAAUGGGAUCUUCUUGGUUGGCGGUCUCCAUUUGGACCGCCCUGAGGAUUGACCAUGACCCGGAAGACUCAGUCCCACAAAAGAAAGCUGCAUAUGUUUUUCAUGGGCUUAAACACUUGACUUAAUUCUUCAAUUCGAUGCGAUCACUGCUGAUUUCAAUCGGAAUCUAAAUUUUAAAAAAAAUUUGAUUUCGAUUCGAAAUAUGCAUUUUGUCCGAUUAUCUUUGAAUUGAACUAUCAUAAAAAAAAUGUUUGCAUGCACAAGUACCCCUGUUGCCGUUCUGAAAGUACAAUUGGAAAAUAUUUCCAAACUGGUUUUUUAUUUUGUCAUUAAAUGUAUUUUUUCGGAAAUGUGCAAUUCGAUUCCAAAAAACGACGGCAGCACUGAAUAGCCUUUAAACCUUGAACGACACUUUUUGAACGACAAACCAGCUUUUGAACUACGAGUCCAGCUUUCUUUUGUGCGACUGUGUAAUCUAAAUAAAAUGUUUUUUAUUACGAACGCCCGCCAGCCGUUAACGCUACGCUACCGUUACCCGCUUCGCCGUAUCCAUUUCCGCUUCCGGUUAGUCUAAGUUUGUAUGUUUUGCCACGCACCGCACGGCCGGCGGGCUUCGAUCUGUUUCUAUUUCAAUUUCUGUUUAUAUAUACAUGUUGAGUUAUUAUUUUACCCGAAUCCAAACCGUAUGUGUACGUAUAUUUGUAUUAUGCCCAACGAAUUGUAAUCCGAACCUUUUCUGGGGGAUGUAAGAUUGUAAUCAGCUUGGGGCGAGCGAUUUUUAUGUAUCUGUAUAAACCAAGCCACAAUAAAGAGAUCCACUAAUAUUCUAAA
Molecule: messenger RNA, 2896 nt
Organism: Drosophila rhopaloa
Lineage: Eukaryota; Metazoa; Arthropoda; Insecta; Diptera; Drosophilidae
Gene: AMPKalpha
Product: 5'-AMP-activated protein kinase catalytic subunit alpha-2
Exons: 3
Coding region: 287-2029 (580 amino acids)
Biological process (GO): protein phosphorylation; intracellular signal transduction
Cellular component (GO): cytoplasm
Molecular function (GO): ATP binding; protein serine/threonine kinase activity
Source: RefSeq, a predicted model, not a curated record